UGAGCACACGAAGCAUGCGUGCAGGCAGGAUGGUGAGGGACGCCGUUCCUUCCUCGCCGCUCCUGCUGGUCUGUACCGUCAGCCCUCCGUCUGACCUUCCAUAACCCGGAGCUCCCCCAGCCACCCGUGAACCACUCCCAUACUGGCUGCAAUCGGCCUGUAUUCUAGAAUCUUGUCCCCCUCCUAUGUCCUCGCGGUUCUAGCAUCCCACCACAAUUCCAGACCACGCACUCGGGACCCGGAAGGGUCAGCUGCUGCUCCCGAACGGGGCCGGCUUGCUCAGGUUCCGCUGUCAGCCUCGCGUCUAUGCGGCCGCCACGAUGCGGUGGGUGGACCGGCUAGCUGUGCUCUUCUUCCCGCAAGGCAUGGUGCUCACCGCCGCUGCCCUGAUGAUCUUCUUUAUACACCUUGGCGUCCUUGCCAGCGACGUGCACAACUUCUACGUCACCCACCGCUACGACCGCAUGAGCUUUCAAUACACGGUGGUCCUGAUGUUCUCCCAGGUGAUCAGCAUCUGCUGGGCCGCCAUGGGAUCACUCUACGCUGAGAUGACAGAUGACAAGUUUCUUCGGUGCUUUGCCCUGACCAUCCUGAUCCUAAACGGAGUCAUGUUCUUCAACCGCCUGUCCCUUGAGUUUCUGGCCAUCCAGUACCGGCAGGAGAACCACUGAGGCCUGAGGACUGGGCUGAGAAGGGGGAAGGAAAAGGCGGCUUCGGUGUUUUAAUAAAGUCUGUCAUUUA
Molecule: messenger RNA, 741 nt
Organism: Mustela erminea (ermine)
Lineage: Eukaryota; Metazoa; Chordata; Mammalia; Carnivora; Mustelidae
Gene: CATSPERH
Product: transmembrane protein 262
Exons: 3
Coding region: 321-671 (116 amino acids)
Source: RefSeq, a predicted model, not a curated record